This is a messenger RNA of Acipenser ruthenus (sterlet), 1811 nucleotides long. RefSeq names its product oligodendrocyte transcription factor 1-like. Bases 381 to 998 code for a protein of 205 amino acids. The transcript has a single exon. NCBI's taxonomy places the organism in Eukaryota, Metazoa, Chordata, Actinopteri, Acipenseriformes, Acipenseridae. Gene Ontology annotation, molecular function: protein dimerization activity. The record is from RefSeq and is a predicted model, not a curated record.
GACUGUAAUCAGAGAACUAUUCGACCACUGAGCUGAUAGAUGUUCAUACAGCCAAUACUGGAAGCUUUUACAGAAAUACUAGGACAAACGAUAGAUGAACAAGGAGAAGUUUUUUUUAAUGCAAUGCACCAUGGUGUGAAACUUUUAUCAAAAAGCUCUACCAAGUAUUUAGAAGGAAAUAAUUAGGCCGGGAAGAAGAAGAAGAAAAAAAUUGAAAUGAAUUUCAACCAAAAUGUUGAUACUGACUUAAACAACUGAUUUAAGCAAAAGAUCCAAGGGCUUUCUACUGAAGUUCAGAAGCAGGAGUGAAACUGAAAGAAGGUUUCUUGGACACCUACUAGACUGUGACAUACCAGCACUGGAAAAGUGACACUUACAACAUGAGCAAUACGAUAAAAUCAAACUGUGGUGAUGCACAGAUGAACUCUUCUAUCGGUGGCAAACAGGAUCCAAGCGUGACAUAUCCAAGUGAGAACCUGGGCAGUAGGGCUGGUCUCCAUGGAAACUCCAAAAUCACCAAAGAACUCAGUCCAGAAGAGCAGCAGGAACUAAGGAGGAAGAUUAACAACCGUGAGAGGAAGAGGAUGCAGGACCUGAAUGUUGCUAUGGAUGCUCUUAGAGAGGUGAUGGUGCCUUACUCUGCUGCCCACCAGCAUGGUUCUCCUGGUAGGAAGCUCUCCAAGAUCUCCACCCUUGUCCUGGCCAGGAACUACAUCCUCUUGCUUAGCUCCUCACUGCAGGAGAUGAAGAGGCUGAUUGGAGAGAUGAGUGGACCUGCGCCCAGGCUUCUGCUGGCUGGAUGGCCACUGUUCACAACGCAGGGAUCCCUGCUUCUGACCUCUGACACCAUCAUGGCUAGCAAGUGCCCACUGCUGUCCUCAGGGGACCACCAGUAUUCCCAGCUACAGUGGUCGAAUGGUGGCCCCGUCUGUCCGUGUGCCAUGUGCAGGCUGCCUCGCUUCAUCCAAUCUCUCCCCAAUCCCAGGUUUUCAAAAUGAGCUCUUCUGUUUUGACAGUUUUCUUGACAUUUUUAGCUUUUUGACAUUUGCGAAGAAACAGUACACUGCUGGCUGUCUGUUAUGUUUUUGUUUUUGUUUUGUGUUUACAACAUUCUGUUUUAGUUUCUGAGAAUUGUUUUAUUUUUAUACUAAAAAGGGUAUUAAGGGAUAUUUUUGUUUCACUGUGUAUGCAGGGUAUUUGGAGACUAAUCCAUGGCAGCUUUUAGAAACAUCUUGCUGUGAGAAGAGAUUUGACCAUGUUCGUAAUGAUACUCCAAGAAAUUGGAGGCUUGGUCGAGUGAAAGUGGAAAUAUCUAUCUAACUAUAUUAAUCAAUAAAAAAUAAAAAUAAAAAUAAAAUAAACACACUUACAUAGAGGACAUACCUACAUAAUACUGUACAAUGAUUAACAUUUGAUAUGUCUUUACUGAGAAAAUGUGAGAUUUGUAAUAAAAUUAGUUUGCAUUAUAAAUCAGAGACUAAUGUUUUAAUUAAUUUUCCAGUUUUUUUAAAAAAAGACUCAUCCAGUACUGUAUAAUCAUAACAUUUUAUACCUAUUGUAAACUUACCGACUAUCAUAUCAUAACACUAAUAUGGUAGUGGGGUGAGAAUUUUAGUGAGUAGACUGCUUGAAUUCUAAACUGUCUGUAAAUUGGUUUAUAAUGGAAAACUGCUGCCUGUUGGUUAGGAAAAGUGACUAGACUAUUCAAUAUAUGUCUCAAUGUGAAUGUUUGGAUAUAUUACUGUAAUUAAUUCCUUAUAUCAGACACACAGGUCUGGAAUAGCUAUCCUGGAAUAAAAUGUGUUCAAGGA